UCUCUCCUUUCAGGUUCCAGCCACCUACAGCUCCCACAACCAUGUUUCAGUGGCCACUUCUGCUGCUGAGCCUUUCGCAUCUAGCUUCUGCUGAGCCAAAAGCCGAUCCAAAUCAGAAGAUGUGCCGUAAGGUCUCAUACAGUGUCUCCUUAUUAAGGGAUCGUUCUGAGGUUGCCAAUUGCUCUGACGGGUGCAAAGAUCUUUUUGAGAAGCUGCCCCAAGUACUCAAAACAAACUGCUCUUAUGGAGACCCACGCUUGCAGGAUGCCAACUUCGACAGCGAUUACUCAAAUACACCAACUUGUGACUGCUUGAUCACGGCUUAUUUUGACAGAAUGUCUACUACAGAUUUGCCGGGCUUGAGUUGCAACGUAGACGAUGUGAAGACGAGUUUGGAGACGCACUGGCGGAGUCAACAUAGACAAGGGAUAUUUAUAAAUGUUGAUGGGAUCUCUAGUAAAGAGACGGACUGCGCUGAUGUCGAAGAUAACGACUGAAAGUGUUCGAAAUGGCUGGUAGGCGUACUAGACGAUAGUAAUCACUUUGAGAUUGA
This is a messenger RNA of Protomyces lactucae-debilis, 553 nucleotides long. RefSeq lists its product as uncharacterized. The transcript has a single exon. Bases 42 to 497 code for a protein of 151 amino acids. NCBI's taxonomy places the organism in Eukaryota, Fungi, Ascomycota, Taphrinomycetes, Taphrinales, Protomycetaceae. The record is from RefSeq and is a predicted model, not a curated record.